Porites evermanni is the source of this 2643-nucleotide messenger RNA. Lineage: Eukaryota; Metazoa; Cnidaria; Anthozoa; Scleractinia; Poritidae. The record is from the annotation of a GenBank genome assembly.
AUGGCGACUACCGUGGAAGAGAUUUGUCCGUCGGAAGAAACACUUACACAACGAGAAAGUGAAGCUUCUAUUCAAUGUCCUACACCCGGAUGUUCGAGAGUAUUCCAUAAUCGUCCAUGCCUCAGAAUGCACCUUGUUAAAACUCAUGGCGUCGCUGCGAAUGAUGAAGAAAGAGGUCGUUAUAUUCGUGGGCAGAAGACUACAGUUAAAAAACAUUAUUAUUGCCCAGUGAAGCACUGUGUGCGAGGACAGGGUACAAAAAGACCUUUUCCUCGUAUGUCACAGCUGAAGCAGGUAAUAUUAUCAAACAAAAUGAAGCCAGAUUUUUUUUAAAAUUUAUGUGAGUAGAGGAUCAAUUAUUAAAAGGAGAAAUAUAAAAUAUGGAGAGCAAAAUUUUGACCCUUCGGACAAAUUUUUCAAAGGUGGCGACAAAGAGGUGCAGAUGGCAUCAUUUAGAAGCCAAUUGCAGUGCAUAGUUCCCAAAACCCUAUAGCAGGGUGAUCAUUAGGCAUCGGAGAUAGGAGAAUUCUCCAGUUACCACUAGGUAGCCUAUUACUAUUUUUUAUUCAGACGUGGGGCCUCUUUCAAAAUAUUCUCCUGUGAUGUUACACCUUUCUCCUGCUACUAGAAUUUGUGAUGAAAAUCCUGCCUAUAGACUCACACGCAUACUACACUACAUACUGUACUAGCAAGAAGAGUUACCUCGAGAUGGUGCAGUUUGUAUAUGAAAUGUACUAUAAGUCACUGACAAAGACAUUAUAUAACAUCAAAGGUUAUUUAUGGUAACAGACUAUUAGUGCUCUGGUAGAACUUACACUAUUGCUUUCAUUCUUCUUCCAGCACUACAUGACAGUUCACGCAGAGAAAAAGAAUAUCUGUAGCAAGUGUGGCAAGGGAUUUGGUCUACUAGAUGCUUGUCGUCGCCAUGAGCUUAAGUGUGGACAGCUGUUUAACUGCUCUUGCGGAUGUCCUUAUACAACACUGGAAGCACUUCUCACUCACGCAAGAAGGCAGAUGCAUAAAGUGCCUGAAUGCUACCAAACAAAGAAAGAAAGGUGCAUUAUUUAAUGUCGUUCUUACUCAUCCUUAGCUUGCAUCUAAACAAUUCCUAUAUCAUCACAAUUGUUUUUUUCUAACCAUAACUGCAAAAUAUUGUCAAGAGUGGCUUCUGCACCCUCUACCUUGCUCUUUACCAUGACUUACACAUGAAGUUUAAUUUCUGGGGAUAUCAUAGUGGUGAAAACAAGUUAUCAAAUUAAUGUUUUAUUACUUAGUGAUCGGCAGAGGGCUUAACCUCCUUCAACGGAAAUGCAUGUAAGUGAACUAACUUUUGUGGUGAAAAAUAGUACAAUUUAUGCUUUCUGGGGUGUCUAUUUUUAGAGAACAGGCAAGAAAACUUAAAAUUAAAUGUAGUCCUGGUAGUUGUCCUUCUCCUCAAAUCUAAGACUGUCUAAUAUUUUUGUUUCCAGCACAAAACCAGUAAUUCCAGCUACAAAAACAGUGGCUUUAGUUGUUGUCAAUACAGCUGACCCUGUGAGUCAAACUAGGGAAAAGAAUUCUGGAAAGAAAGGGAGACCAGGCCAACAGAGCAUGAAACCAUGUCUGAUUCUUCCUAAACCUGGCCCUGAAGGUUACUCUAUAAGAAAAGUUGCCAAGUCUGUGCAAACACAAACACCACUGGGAAUGCAUAGCAUGCAUACUCAAACACCCAGGUGUUGGCCAAAUGCAGAGCAGGGGUGCGACACCUUCACACAGGCACCCCCACCAACUAAUAAUCAGCAGUUUCAGUUCAAUACCAGUGCGGACAAUCUUCAACUAGGCUUGAGCCAAGCUUCAGUGGGAACGCAAGUGGCCAUGUUUGCAAAUCAAUGUGAUUUUGGUGUAGGUACUGAUGAUAGCUUCCUGGCACAGUUAGGGUGUAUUACAGGACACCCAGCAAGACAGCCUUUUCAAUAUGCAUCAAACCUUCCACAGGAUACCCAAGUUGAACAGCUUCCUCCUAUUACCACUUUUGUCGCAGCACAGGAGAGGUCUGCAUUUGUUUCUACCAAUGAGAACUCUAUGCAGACACUGACCAUUGAUCCUUUAUGUUUGAACAAUCAAACACAAACAAAUCUCACCAACACAGAUGAGCUUAGACCUUUAAACAGUACCCAAACCCAGACUUGUGGCUUAGAACAGGUUCCCCUGGAAGACAAUGAAACACAGACUUUAAUUUCGUUGUUGGGCAUCGACACUGCUAACUCUAUUGACUCGGGCACUCAGACGCAGCACUUUCUUGAUGAUUUGUUCUGUGCUCAAGAUAUUGAACUUACAGAGUCUCAAACCCAAACAUGGUUCUCUGACUACCCACUCACCUCUCCUGGUCUCGAUAGUAGUGGAAGUGAUUUUGUGUACAAAGCGCUUGAUGAUUUAGUUGAUAUACACACACAGACUUCGAUUGUCAUGUCUGACUUUAGUGAGCUAUCUGGAGACACAGUAUUUGCCAACUCUCAAACUCAAACAUUACAAAGUGACUUUGGUGGCUACAAUGUCUUGUCUUCAAGUGCUCAGACAGACACCCAUUGGGCUCAAGUGGCACAGACUGUAGGACAGGUCAGCAAUGGCUCUCUCAUUUCUACAAGCUGUCAAACACAAACAUAG